Aspergillus glaucus CBS 516.65 is the source of this 888-nucleotide messenger RNA. Its product is annotated as esterase/lipase family protein. The transcript has 2 exons. Gene Ontology annotation, molecular function: lipase activity. Lineage: Eukaryota; Fungi; Ascomycota; Eurotiomycetes; Eurotiales; Aspergillaceae. Gene Ontology annotation, biological process: lipid catabolic process. The record is from RefSeq and is a predicted model, not a curated record. Bases 1 to 888 code for a protein of 295 amino acids.
AUGUAUGGACAGAUGUUUACUCGGCUGUACACUACUUACUCCGUACUCAAGCAUAAACAUCCACUCAGCACAAUCCCAUUUAUCCAAACCCAUACCCCUGGUACCUCAAGCCUGAUCAACGACUUCUCCUGCAAAAGUGACUCCCACCCGAACCCCGUUAUCCUCCUGCAUGGUCUUGGUGCGACGGGCUACGAAGACAUCAACGUGCUGCAAUACUGGCUACAAGCGAAAGACUACUGUACCUUCGCGCGGACCUACGGCGCCUACGAUGGCUUCCCGUUCCUGGGCGGCUUGAAACCGAUCGCCGAGUCCGCGAGCGAAAUCGCAAAAUACAUCCAAGAAGUCGCGGAGAAGACCGGCGCUGAGAAGGUGGAUGUUGUGGGUCAUUCGGAGGGCGCGCUGCAGACGCUUUACGUGCCGAAGUUUCACUCCGAGGUUGUUCCGUUGAUUGAUAAGUUGGUUGCGAUUGCGCCACCGACUAGGGGGACGGAUUUCGCGGGGUUGUAUAAGUUGGCGAUUGAUUUGGGGAAUAAUACCAAGAGUGUGGUGGAUAAGGCGUUGGAUACGGUUGGGUGUCAGGCUUGUUCGGAGUUGGUUACGGGUGGGGAGGCGAUUAAGAAGUUGAAUGAUGGGGGGCCGAUUGCGCAGGAGGGAAAUUCGUUGACGGUGAUUGCGUCGAAGCAUGAUGAGUUGGUUACGCCGGUGGAGACGUCGUUUGUGCAUGAGGAGGGAGUGAGCAAUGUGUGGGUGCAGGAUAAGUGUCGGUUUGAUAUUGUUGGGCAUAUUGGGGAGGCGUAUGAUCCAAAUGUGUGGAAUUUGGUGAAGAAUGCGUUGGAUGAUACGCCGGAGAGGGAUUUCAUCUGUGUUAUUGGGUCGCCGUUGAAGUAG